This is a messenger RNA of Annulohypoxylon maeteangense, 3463 nucleotides long. Its product is annotated as lethal giant larvae like, C-terminal-domain-containing protein. Gene Ontology annotation, biological process: regulation of protein secretion; establishment of cell polarity; regulation of exocytosis. Gene Ontology annotation, cellular component: cytoplasm; plasma membrane. The coding region runs from base 212 to 3157 and encodes 981 amino acids. The record is from RefSeq and is a predicted model, not a curated record. NCBI's taxonomy places the organism in Eukaryota, Fungi, Ascomycota, Sordariomycetes, Xylariales, Hypoxylaceae. The transcript has 3 exons. Gene Ontology annotation, molecular function: GTPase activator activity; syntaxin binding; myosin II binding.
AAAGUAGUUGCUCAGUGCCGGGUUACCGGUUAUUGCGGGGUCUUCAAAGUUUGGACUGUUUCAAAAUAGCGAUGACGUAUGUUCAUCAGGGUCCUGGAACAGGCAGCCUCGAACUAUCUUUGUCCUAAAGUCUGAAAGUUUUUAGUUACAUGAGAUAGUUACUUGAAGUAGCAUUCUCCCAAUACUAACAGCCAAAAGAUCCAUCAAAAUCAUGGCGACCUUUUUUCGAGGGAAGCAGGCGGGUAUGCAAAAUGACCUGUCGGCGAACAUAAUCCCGGGUUCAUUUGCGCCGGAUGAUCGUGCGCGAUACGGAAUCAAUUCCCAGAUUAGCUGCAUCGCCUAUGAGCCUAUCCAAUCUCUUCUCGCCCUCGGCACAAAUGAGUCUAAAUUUGGAAGUGGAAGGAUAUAUGUCUUCGGUCAAAACCGUGUCCAGAAGUUGCUGGUUCCGUCUCGGUCAUGUUCUUUCGCAGAUAUCCAGUUCUGCGCAAACCGCUUGGUCAGCCUCGAUACCAAGAACGAGGUAGCGAUAUGGAAUCUGGAUACCGGUAAACGCAUUACUGGCUUCCGUGCCCCAGGUGUCGUCUCGUGUAUGGUUACCGACCCUAUGUUAGAUUGGUGCUUCUUGGGCAUGCAAACAGGCGAGAUAUGCGCAUAUGAUCUGGACCGGGAACGUAUGUCGUCCUUUCGCCUUCCCAAUUUCUGGACGGAGAAAGAUCCCAAGACAAGGGCUGUCGCCUUAGUGUCAAUGCAGUUACAUCCACGCGAUAUAGGCAAAUUGUUAAUCGCUUAUACUCACGGGGUGGUCGUUUACUCAUUCAAACAGAAUAUACCUAAUAAGUUUUUCGAAUAUCAAGUCCCGCCGGGGGCCCCGGGUGGUUCGGGCGCCAUGGUCGAGUCUAUGAGACGACCAAAGGUCACUCAUGCCUUAUGGCAUCCUACCGGCACCUUCAUACUAACCGCCCACGAGGACGGCAGUUUAGUGUUCUGGGAUGCUAAGGAUGGGCGUGUAGUUAUGGCGCGAACAUUCUUUGAAACUAAUGUCGAUCAACCAGUGCCAAAUCCAGGGUCCUCAGCACCAAAACAUCCGUACGUACGCAUUGCCUGGUGCUGUAAACAGAACCCAGAAGAUAGUGGACUACUUAUUGCAGGUGGCCAGAAGUUGGAUGAACCUUCUAAUGGGCUGACCUUCAUUGAUCUUGGAAUUACGCCUAACUAUGCUACUUCGUCGUGGCAAAUUCUAUCGGAAUAUACGAAAGGUAAACGCACGAAUGCGUUAGAGACCCCUCCUGGAGUCGAGAUCACCAACUUCUUCUUGAUUCCUCGUCUAUCGCCCCAUUUCGCUGGUUCCCAGGACCCAAUUGCCGUGAUGACAUUGCUCGCAUCGGGAGAACUCCUCACAUUGAGUUUUCCAAGUGGCUAUCCUAUUUCGCCAACAAAUCAACUCCACCCAUCCAUAUCCUUCGUUCACCCAUUUGCCACACACUUCGCAGUUACUACCCUCGAUCGUGGUAGGUGGCUUGGAAUGGUCGAGAACCGAAGUCAAGGUGAGCCGCUGCUGAAGGGAGGCGCACAGGCACCACACCCACGCCGACGAUUCGAAGGGCGGACUAUCAUCCAAGUUGCUCAUGCGGAUAGCACGAUUCGAAUUUGGGAUGUGGGCCAUGGCGAUGAAAUCGAGAACCCCUCACAGUUACAGGUCGAUAUUGCUAGAGCCCUUAACCGUUAUGAAGACGUGGGGAUCACAGCCAUGACCCUGGCUUCUACCACGGGUGAAUUUGCGGUUGGCACUAGCAAGGGCGAGGUAGUCAUCUACAGAUGGGAUAGCAAUAAGUACUUCGGAAACCCUCCAGAUCAACACGUCGAACCGAACCCUGGUGGGAUCUCAGAUAUCAGUGUUAGGGCUGAACCGUCCCUAAAGAGCGGACUCAUGCCGUAUUCAUUGUAUGAGAUGAUGCAAGGGUCAAUUAGCGCCAUAAAACUUUCGGACGCAGGUUUCCUUGCUGUUGGAUCCGAGAAUGGGUUCAUUAGUAUAAUUGACCUUCGAGGGCCAUCGGUCAUGUUCCAGGCAUCUAUGGCAGAGUUCAUAAAGCAAGAGAAACGAUCCUCGUUUCUCAGAAGCCGCUCUAGCGUUUCCGCUAGCAAAGAAUGGCCGGUAGUAUUUGAAUUUGGUGUCAUGACACUUGACGACGACAAGUACUCUAGCAUAUGUUGUUUUGUUGGCACAAAUUUGGGCAAGGUCAUCACAUUCAAGUUAUUGCCAUCUGGAAAUGGAUAUAAUGCUACCUUGGCUGGCGUAGCUAACUGCAAUGAUAAAGUGGUAUCUAUAUGUCCUAUCGUCGCGGACACCGGAAAACCUGCCUUAGCUACAGCCCACGCAGUUGCCGGACUCCGAGAGGGUAGGCAUGUAAGCGGCCUACUUGUAGUCGUCACGCAAAGCGAAGCUCGCAUUUUUAAACCAGCAACUGCGAAAGGAGCAUCGAAGUCUUUUGACGACUACCUUUGUGAUGCUGCUACGGUGACCGAAUAUGAACUACACGGAAUGGCGUUGGUGGGUGUGUUCGGGGACCGGAUAACAAGGGCCUUCAGUCUACCGGGUCUCAAAGAACUUGGAAGUUAUCCGUUACCUAUGAUGGAUGGCAGCCGAGGCAGUAACUCGGCGAUAACUGAGGAUGGGGAGGUAUUCUGCUGGACAGGACCAUCCGAACUUGCGCUUCUUCAGGUAUGGGGAAGUGGCCAAGAGAUAGAGAACACGGCCGACAAACUCGUUAACCCUGAUCUGGAAGUACCGCCAAGGCCAACUAUUUCGAAUGUCCAAUGGAUUUCAGGCACCCAGUAUGUCUCCCCGACGGAUCUGGAUCUCCUGAUCGGCGGACCCGAUCGACCUCCUAGUAAGCGAAUGAUGUCUGCGACGGCAGCAAUAGAGCGAAAUCUUGAUUCAGGACCUAACUCGGAAUACGCGGGGACUGGGAGUCAAGAAGGCUGGGGAGAAUACCUCACUAGGCAACUAAACGAGAGAACAGAGAAAUUAAAUCUGGUGAAUGAUAGCAUGGAUUCCGCCGCCGACGCAAGCCAGAAGUGGGCCGAUGACGUUGGCAAAUUUGUCAAUCAGCAGAAGAGGAAGAUGCUCUUUGGAAGCGUUACAAGCAAGUUUGCUUAGAUCGUACGUAUUCAUGUGCUUGCGGUACAGAUACCUACCUACCAAGCCUUCAGCUAUUAUGGACUGUGGAGUUAUGAGAGUGGCAUAGUAGAGGUAUUCCCAACCACGUCGUCGACGUAAGACUUCAUGUUGACGACUAAUGAGCAUAUUUAUUUCUUCCUUUAUACGGUCUUAAAAGCUUAGUACUGAAUUAAAAACUCAUAUUACCAGGGAAACUACCUGUUUUUACUAGAUGUGUCGUACCGAGACACUCGACACUCGACUUUAUCCUCCGACGGUAGAUCUCUUGCAUUCUGCCGCAAAUGA